AUGAUGAUGGCCCAGCAGCCGUUCCCUGCCCCUCAAGGCAUCCCACAGCACCCCGGCCUGCCUCCGCAUCCAAUGGGUCCUGGCCAUCAUCCAAAUGCUGCACCUCCCGGAGGAAUGGUUCAGCAAAUGCAUCCUGGCGUGUCUGCGCCAGGAGGGCCCCAUGUCAGCCAGGCAGGCCCCAUGCUAGGAAUGCCCCCGGGAGCUGGAACUACUGGUCCUGGUGGCCCUAUGGCAAACGCGCAUGCCCUUUCGCAUUUGGGUCCAGCGCAAGCCCAUCUGUUCCAACAGCCGCAGUUCGCGCAGACCUUUGCCAACAAUCCCCAGCUUCUCCAACAACACCAACAGCAACAAUUCCUUAAGCAACGUAUGAUGUUCCAACAACAAGCGGCUCAGCAGCAUGGUAUUCCUGUUUCAUUGCCCAAUGGCGGUCAAGGGUUGAAUGCAGCGCAGAUUGCCAUGCAGGCUAACCCGGGUAUGCGGCCGAUGAUGCACCUUCAACAAAUGCCCCAUGGACAGGCGCAGAGUAUUCAACAGCAGCACCAACAGCAACAGCAGCUUUUUGCUAUGCAGCAGGCUCAGGCUCAGGCGCAACAGGCGCAACAGGCACAUCAGGCACAGCAAGUGCAACCUGUACCGCAAGUACAACCUGUUCAGCAGCCCAAUGCUGCAGGCCAACCGGGCCAGCACACUCCGCAGCAACGUGCGGCAGUACAGUCCCAAAAUGUACAUGAGUCUCAUAGCGUAACCCCGCAACCUCAACCUGGACCGCCGCCGCAAGGGGGAAAUACACCGCAACAGCAGUCAAACCAGUCACAGCAACCACCUUCGUCCCAGCCUCAGCAACAGCAAGUUGGCACCCCUCAACCGCACCUGACCCCCAACUUGCAACAGCCGCACCUUCCACAAGCUCCGCAAGCCGCCCAACAACAACAACAACAACAUCAUCAUCAUCAUCAGCAGCACCAGCACCAGCAGCCGCAGUCGCAACCACAACAGCCACAGUUACUACAGGGUCAACCUCAACCUCAGUCCCAACAACCCCAGCACCAAGGUCAACAGCAGAAUCAGCAGCACCAACAACAAAUGAGCACUCAGGAAGCUCAAAUGAGAGUCCAGCAACACCAAAAUCCUGCUGCUUUGAUGAUGCAACAGAGAAUGGCUAUGAAGGGAGCGUCGAUUUUGUGUCUCAAUGCCUACGCAGAACAUCUAGGCAAUUUUAUUAGCCGAGGGGAAGCUGAGGAUCUAUCUUAUUGGAACUCUUUCGUCGAAAAAUUUUAUUCUCCCAAUGGUGUUUUACGGCAAGGCGUAUACAAUCACCAAUCCGGCUCGAAACAAUUUGAAAUAUCGACACCGGCUCUGGCACGGUACUAUUUAACCCAAUUUACCAGCGGCAUCCGGCGUAUCCAGAUGAUUGUAGAGGGAGCACGAGAGAGAGAUUCACUCAAUGGUGGCCACAUUGUGGAAAGCGGAAGAACAUCUUUCGUCUAUUGGUUUACAAAUAAUUGCCAUCUUUUCUCCAAGGGGACAUUACGAGCCUAUUUUGAUACAAGCAACAAAAUCGAAAUGCUUGACGUCGUUGUCAUGGAGCACAAUGAAUAUAUUCCCAGAAACAUGUUACAGGCAGCAGAAAGCGCCGACCAGAAGCAGAGCCCUAAGGUGGUCAAGGGUACGGGAAAACGAGCUCAGCAGAAGCUACAACAAAACCCGCCCUCUAUAUCUGUACCUGAAUCUAUGGUGACAGCCGAUGGCGUUCCCACAGCAGUUAUGGGUUUCCUGGAGGUGACCGAGACGAUCUCACAGAUGCAGAUGCUGUUUCAAUAUUCGCAACAGCAUCCCCAACUAUCACCCCCAGAAGCACUACGACACCUUGUCAACGCCCUCCAAACGCAAGGUCCCAAUAUCGGAUUCGUACCGAGCCCUAUGAAUCCAGCUAUGCAAAUGCAAAACCAGAUGCCGCGAGGACCCAAUAUGAAUGGCCCCCCUCAAUUUGGUUCUCCUGCUGUAGCUCAUCUGGGCCUGCCCGGCGUACAAGGGUCGCCCCAUAUCGGUGGCUCGGCACACGCUAGUCCAGCCCCAGGUCAUCUCGCUGCCCCAAUUAUGGUCCAACAAAACCCGUCGAAUGUGACUGGGACUCAGGGUGCAAACCCAGCUACGAGUCCUCAUGUCACCACUAAUAAACGGCGUCGCGCUAGUACUAUUAAGAUGGAAGGCGACGAGGGCAACGGUAAUGCAGAGAUGAAUGGAGCCGCACCCAAAGUUAAGGCUAGCCCUAGAACGGGCGGUAAAAGACAAAAGGGCACCGCUUGA
Messenger RNA from Monascus purpureus, 2307 nucleotides. The record is from the annotation of a GenBank genome assembly. Lineage: Eukaryota; Fungi; Ascomycota; Eurotiomycetes; Eurotiales; Aspergillaceae.